Hibiscus syriacus is the source of this 1393-nucleotide messenger RNA. Its product is annotated as transcription factor MYB1-like. Gene Ontology annotation, cellular component: nucleus. Gene Ontology annotation, biological process: regulation of DNA-templated transcription. Gene Ontology annotation, molecular function: DNA-binding transcription factor activity, RNA polymerase II-specific; RNA polymerase II cis-regulatory region sequence-specific DNA binding. The transcript has 2 exons. The record is from RefSeq and is a predicted model, not a curated record. Lineage: Eukaryota; Viridiplantae; Streptophyta; Magnoliopsida; Malvales; Malvaceae. Bases 52 to 1278 code for a protein of 408 amino acids.
CGGGUGGUAGGUAACAAUAAAGGCGAAAAAAAAACUGAAAACCCCCAAAAGAUGGAGGAUGGAAAAGAGAUCAACCGCAAGGACUCGCCGGCGGCGGGGAGAAGUGGUUCUGGAAGCGGUGGGGAUGAGUUGGAGCUUAUUGCGGCUGAUUCGGAGCUUGCUGGCGGGGGCGGUGUUGGUGGGAGUAACACUAGAGUGAAAGGGCCAUGGUCGCCGGAGGAAGACGCGGUGUUGAGUCGGUUAGUUGAGAAGUUCGGGGCGAGGAAUUGGAGUUUGAUCGCGCGAGGAAUUCCUGGUCGGUCUGGGAAAUCCUGUCGGCUUCGUUGGUGUAACCAGCUUGACCCUUGUCUUAAGCGCAAGCCUUUUACCGAUGAAGAGGACCGAAUCAUAAUUUCAGCUCAUGCAAUCCAUGGCAACAAAUGGGCUUCAAUAGCGAAGCUUUUGCCGGGUAGAACUGAUAAUGCAAUUAAGAACCAUUGGAAUUCUACGUUACGUCGCCGAUGCAUGGAACUAGGUAGGUUUAAACCCGGACCAGCCGACACAAUGGAAGAUGGAAGCCUUGAUAGAACGAAAGCUUCCUCAGAAGAAACACUUUCAGUUGGAGGUAUAAACCCCUUCAAGCCUUUAGAAGGAAGAGAUGUGGUGAUGGACGAUAGACCGAACUCUCAAGAAGACAAACCUCCAACACCAGAGGAUCAAAUUGCCGUCGAGCCAAAGGACCAUCCUACCCUUUGUCGUCCAAUUGCCCGUGUUAGUGCUUUCAGCCAUUAUAAUGCUCCUAGCAGUUCUAAAACUGAAUCUGGAAUGACAAAUAGAAUCCCAAUGCAAGGGCCUUUGGCUCAAUCGUACAUGCAAAACCAGGGAGUCGGGAAAAUCCUGGAAGAUCUACGCUGUGAACCCGUCAUUCCCUUGCGAUGUGGAUUUGGUUGCUGCUCAACUACUUGUGGGAGUCAUUCUCAAAGUUCAUUGUUGGGGCCGGAGUUCAUCGACUACGAGGAGCCCCCUAUGUUUUCAAGUCACGAAUUAAUUUCCAUAGCAACUGAUUUGAACAAUAUUGCAUGGAUAAAGAGUGGUCUCGAGAACAACUGCGUUUGGAUACCAAGCCGUGCAGCAACAGACCAGAGAAUGUCUCAAGGAGCUACUCCUAAUUCAAAGAGUGACCUUAUGGGCUUCAACGAUGGACAGAGCAAGUUAACAGGCAUAUCGACGGAAGUUGUGCCGACACAGAUGCCUAAUCAAACGUGUACGAUGCGAUCCGAAGUGGAGGGCUUGAGCUAGAGAUUAUGGUUCUAUAUAAAAAGAGUGAUCAAUACUGUUCUUAGAUUUUUUAUUAAUGGUUUUUCAUAUUGGAGGGUUUAGGGUAUAGAUGAUAUGUUGUUUCGGUUGGUUUUUU